UUGGCCCAGUACGAGCAGGGAGGUGAAGAGUCAUACAGCUGGGGAUCCACCACGUAUGCGACUCUUGCAACAUCCGCAGGCCGAUCACCGCCGGUGCAGACCACCAAUCCGUACGGGCUUCCACAAGACGAUGGACAAUGGCCCUCUACCAGCUACGCCCAUAUGGUAGCAACACCAGUAGUGCCACGACCGCAAGCGGCGGUAGAGCCUGCAGACCAGGAGAAAGCUAGAUACCCGCCCAUAGUGGCUGAAUGCCUCCUAGAUUGGACGAGGCAUUUUAAGGAGCUCAACAGAAAGUUGGGCCACCCUCCAAAUGCCCGUCCGUUCGGGAAAGGAGUACGUUUUACCCCGCAGAGCGCCGACGAGUUCUGUACCAUCCAACGGUACAUGGUCGAGCUCUCAAAGGAGAUACCAUCAUUGACGUGGUACUGCUAUACCCCGGAGGAGGAUAAGCCCACUAAAGUGGGCAUCCGGGGACUACCAAUGGGCACGGACACCAAAACGAUAGAGGAGGCUAUCAGGGCAAAAGGCUUCAAAUAUGUCAAGGCAAUUCCACCACGUAGGGGCAGACCUGGAUGCCUCUACUUUGCCCAAUUGGACCACCUGAGCCUGGAGCAGCUCCAGGAUCUUUAUAAAACCGUCGAGCUGCUCUACAUGAGAGGGGUCGUCAUCAAGGCCUGGCGGAGGAAAGCAGGACCAGCACAAUGCCACCGCUGCCAGGCUUUCGGGCACGCCUCCGCCAACUGCUUCAGGUCAGUGAAGUGCGUACGCUGUGCCGGGGAGCACAUCGCAAGCCUUUGCCCUCGGGAUAGGGAGGAAGAACUGAAGUGUGCCAACUGUGGCAAAAACCACACGGCAAACGAUCGCCGCUGCCCAGUCCUGAGGAGGACUGCUAGGAGGCAGGGGAUCACCUUGCCGGGACUAGUCCCGGAGGACCCGAAAAAGAUCCCUCAGAGUCGCGCAAGAGCGGUAACCAUCCAAGAGGACGGGUGGGCUACCGUAACAGGGAAGGAGCGGCAGACCUCAAGAAGGAGGAAGCGGACGAGGAGUAAAAAGAAGUCGCAGACUCCUCAGGCUGUUACUUCUACCCCGACACCAGUAGGACCGGUAGCCUCACAGGCGCAGUUUACUAGCGAAGCACCAAAGAAGAGCGUGGGUAGAGUGCCAGAAAGGGCUCAAUCAGAAAAUAUAGCCCGCUCUACCCAGAAGCAAAGAUUGCAUAAUCAAGACCAACGCCCGAGACCAGUCCCAACUUCUUCAGAAAGGAGAACAUCUAUAGCCGGCUUCGAGACAGCAGCCAUCCAACGUUUGGUUGGCAUUGCCAUCGAGGUCGGCAGUCAAGUCCUGGCCGAUAUAAGAGCCGGGACAGAUCCCAUUACAGUGGUUAUGAAGGCGCUGGCAAACCUCCUGGCCCGGCAUUAUAGAGGAGAGAGGGACGAGGUCACUUCUCAAGGGGCCGCCUAUAGAGGGACGGCGGUUCUAGUGAGGAGGGACAUCGUCCAUCAAGAGCUGGAAUUACCUGUAUACCAAACAAUGCGCUCUAUCGGUAUAAAAAUGGAGGCGGCGGGCGAGGAACUAAGGAUCUACGCAGCAUACCGCCCGCCAGGGACUCCAUUCUGCUCCUCAGACGUCCGGACGGUAAUGGAAGGCGAAACACCUACCAUCAUCGCCGGGGACCUAAACGCCAAACACCCGGCGUGGGGAUCCAGAGUGAUCAACCCGCCGGGUCAUGAACUUUAUGAAGAUGCGGAGAGGUACAGCUACGACGUUUUAGGUCCCGAAGAACCUACACACGUUCCGACAGACCCACGGAAACGUCCGGAUGUAUUGGACAUCGUGCUCUCUAGGAACGUCAACUACCCGAUAGUGGUAGAGGUGCUAUAA
Molecule: messenger RNA, 1884 nt
Organism: Parnassius apollo (apollo)
Lineage: Eukaryota; Metazoa; Arthropoda; Insecta; Lepidoptera; Papilionidae
Source: the annotation of a GenBank genome assembly